GACCAAAAGACGGAUCGGUCCUAAAAAGCCUCAUCCAGCAAGAUCGCUGUCUACAUGAACAAGACCAGUAUUACGUUGGAUUUGGUGUUUAAAUGAGAAUGACCGGAACCCCUCUGAACUGUAAUUGACUUGGCAGUUGUCCCCAAUCCUCUUUCCAACAAGUGGAAGACCAGUCAAUGAAUUAUGAAUGUUAAACAAGAUGACCUCUCAGCAGCAGCAGAUGAUGCGAGGUCCUAGGUGGAACCGGGCCUUGUCUGACCCUUUGCUUGUGCUGCUCCUGGCCCUACAGCUUUUGGUGGUUGCGGGUCUGAUUCGUGCUCAGACAUGCCCUUCCGUCUGCUCCUGUAGUAAUCAGUUCAGCAAAGUCAUCUGCACACGGAGGGGCCUAAGAGAGGUCCCUGAUGGCAUUUCUACCAAUACACGCUACCUGAAUCUCCAAGAAAACCUCAUCCAGGUCAUUAAAGUGGACAGCUUCAAGCACCUAAGGCAUUUGGAGAUCCUGCAGCUGAGUAAAAACCACAUACGCAAAAUUGAGCUUGGGGCCUUCAACGGACUUGCAAGCCUUAAUACCCUGGAGCUUUUUGAUAACCGUCUCACCACGAUCCCAAAUGGGGCAUUUGAGUACUUGUCCAAACUAAAGGAGCUAUGGCUGAGGAAUAAUCCAAUAGAGAGCAUUCCUGCCUAUGCUUUCAACAGGGUGCCCUCAUUACGACGGCUGGACCUUGGGGAGCUUAAAAGGCUAUCCUACAUAUCUGAGGGGGCCUUUGAAGGGCUGAGCAAUCUUCGCUACUUAAAUCUGGGAAUGUGCAAUCUGAAGGAAAUUCCCAACCUUAUUCCCCUGGUGAAGCUGGAUGAACUGGAGAUGUCAGGGAACCAGCUGUCUGUCGUCCGGCCCGGCUCUUUUAAGGGGCUCAUCCAUCUCCAGAAACUAUGGAUGAUGCAUGCCCAGAUCCAGACUAUUGAGAGAAACUCAUUUGAUGAUCUCCAGUCACUGGUGGAGCUUAAUUUAGCCCACAAUAACCUUACGCUCUUGCCCCAUGAUCUUUUCACUCCUUUGCAUCAUCUGGAGAGGGUGCAUUUGCACCACAACCCUUGGAAUUGUAACUGUGACAUCCUCUGGCUGAGUUGGUGGCUCAAGGAGAUGGUACCAGCAAACACCAGCUGCUGUGCCCGCUGCAGCUCACCAGCUCACCACAAAGGCCGCUACAUUGGUGAGCUUGACCAAAACUACUUUCACUGUUAUGCUCCUGUUAUUGUGGAGCCGCCAGCUGACCUAAAUGUGACAGAGGGAAGUGCUGCAGAGUUGAAAUGUCGAGCCAGCUCUUUGACUUCUGUGAGCUGGAUUACACCCAAUGGUUCCAUCAUGACACACGGUGCGUACAAGAUCAGAAUCUCAGUGCUGAAUGAUGGCACCCUGAACUUCACCAAUGUUACCAUGCAAGACACUGGUACAUAUACAUGUAUGGUCAGUAAUUCAGCCGGUAACACAACAGCGUCUGCCACACUAAAUGUGUCCUCAACUGAGAACAGCAGCUUCAGCUACUUUACCACAGUGACUGUAGAGACGAUAGAAACACCACAUAAUGAAGGCGUCACCACGAUUGUGCAACAGAAGGUUGGCCCCACCCCUUCGGUUCAUAUAUGGAAGUCUGUUUCACCCAGUUCUACAACUACCACCACAGUGCAGACCCCUCUCUCUACUCAUGCCACGGAGAAGACAUACACAAUCUCUGUCACUGAAUUUGGUGAAGGCUCCCUAAAUGGCUUGGAUGAGGUCAUGAAGACAACCAAGAUCAUAAUCGGCUGUUUUGUCGCAAUCACACUCAUGGCAGCUGUCAUGCUGAUCAUCUUCUACAAGAUGCGGAAACAGCACCACCAGCAGAACCACCAUGCGCCCACACGCACUAUUGAGAUCAUCAAUGUGGACGAGGACUGUGUAACCGGAGGACCAGGCAUGGAGGGGCACCUGACUUUGCCUCCUCUUGAACAUGAGCACCUCAACCAUUAUAACACAUAUAAAAUAGCAUAUAACCACACCUCCACUAUCAACUCCAUACACAGCUCAGCGCAUGAACCUUUGUUAAUCCGGGCAAACUCAAAAGACAAUGUACAAGAGACCCAAAUCUGAACUUUUUUCUCUCAAAUAAUGGAAUUACAGCAAGACUUAAACAUGAAUGGCCCACCGUGGGUUUGGCAAAUCAGUGGUUGCUGAUUUCAUUUAUGGACUUUGAUAAUUAGGGUUAUGUCAGUUACAAAAAGUGUCUUUAAAAAAGUUAUUUAUUUAAGAACAGACUAUUGUUGUUAAAUGAAGGAAAAUAAUAUUCAGAAAUUUUUUUCAGCACCUAAUUCAAGUUUUUCCCCCUUCCUCUCGUUAUAUUGGUUGACUGACAUGCUUUUUAGACUAUGUUUGGAGACAAUAGUUCCAAAAGAAAUAAAAUAAGAAGACUGUUUAUAUUUGGUGAACUGUAAACUUUGUUUUCCCAAUGAAUCUAGAGCACAUGACAUUUUUCUCCAACUGUGGAGUAAGUGGUAAAGUAUUUUGUGACUAUUUGAGAACUGGAUGAAAUAAAUAUUUAAGUCCAUCUGAGAACUGGAUGAAAUAAAUAUAAAGUUACCUGUUAUUUCAAAGUGUUCAGCAGAAUUGUCAGCAAUUAUAUUUGUUCACACUGUCACAUAUGAGCAAUAUGUCCCAAAUUCUGUAAUUGAAAACGUUGAGGAUAACAUGUUUGAUGAUUAAGAAUUAUUUGUUACAUUUUCUCCGAACUUAUCAUAUGCAUAUAAUUUGCAUAAAUGCCAACUUGCUUUACUCAAUUUCCAAAAGUCCACUCUGAUCUCAAACUCAAGGCAACAUGGAAGAAAACUGUCAAGGAAGUGGACUGAAAGUUUCCAGCAUUUCAUCCUUUUCCAUAUUGAUGCCCAUAGUUUGCUCUCCAUAU
Phycodurus eques (leafy seadragon) is the source of this 2936-nucleotide messenger RNA. It is a transcript of the gene lrrc4ca, whose product is annotated as leucine rich repeat containing 4C, genome duplicate a. Gene Ontology annotation, cellular component: plasma membrane; glutamatergic synapse; postsynaptic density membrane. Bases 188 to 2128 code for a protein of 646 amino acids. The record is from RefSeq and is a predicted model, not a curated record. Gene Ontology annotation, molecular function: cell-cell adhesion mediator activity. The transcript is spliced from 3 exons. NCBI's taxonomy places the organism in Eukaryota, Metazoa, Chordata, Actinopteri, Syngnathiformes, Syngnathidae. Gene Ontology annotation, biological process: synaptic membrane adhesion; modulation of chemical synaptic transmission; regulation of axonogenesis.